CAACGACAGGAAUCAUGGGAAGUGUCCUCCAUCCUCGGUGCGCAUGCGCCCGUCCCAUGUCAAAUGUGACCAACUAACCGCAUAAAGGAUGGGAGCCUAUAGGAGGCAGGGGCCACGAGCUGGCGCACGUUUGAUCGUGGGGGCGGGGCUCCAUCCCAGCGUCCCCGUCUGAUUGGCUGACGAAAAGGGAUGUGAACAAGUACAGACGUAGCUACGUGCUCUCAUCCUCGCAGGAGCUAGGUGGGAGACUCGUGAAGGGUUCCAGGUCACGACAGCUGUCAGCUCGGGCGGGCGGGUCCUGCAAAGUCUCCAUCCCUCCACCUGAAGAUCCCUCACGAGCGCGCAUCCUCCACGCCUCGUCUCCGACCAUUUAAGCUCGUGCUCGUGCGGUCACCGUGCAGAAGAUGGAGGGGCAGGGAAAGCAGGUGACAGGUUACCUCCUGUUCUCCAUGGGCACCGCUGUCAUUGGCUCCCUGCAGUUUGGAUACAACACAGGAGUCAUCAAUGCUCCGGAACAGAAAUUGCGGUCCUUCUUCAACAACACCUGGGUGGAACGUUACGGCGAGUCCAUCAGUCCAGGAGUGUGCACUAUUGUCUGGAGUAUCGCUGUGGCCAUCUUCAGCGUGGGGGGCAUGGUGGGCUCCUUCAGUGUGGGCGUCCUGGCAAACCGCUUUGGCAGGCGUCGCUCCAUGUUUAUUGUGAACUCUCUGGCUGUGAUUGGCGGUCUCCUUAUGGGUUUCUCCACCAUCUGCUCAUCCUAUGAGAUGGUGAUCGCUGGUCGCUUGGUUAUCGGCUUGUUUUGUGGUUUUUUUACCGGUCUGACCCCCAUGUACGUGGGCGAGGUGUCACCCACGCCCCUCCGCGGCGCCUUCGGCACUCUUCACCAGCUGGGGGUGGUUGUGGGAAUCCUAAUCGCUCAGAUCUUCGGUUUGGAAGCUCUGCUGGGCUCAGAUAAACUGUGGCCCCUGCUGCUGGCCCUCACCGUGGCUCCUGCUGUGCUGCAGUGCAUCUUUCUGCCCUUCUGUCCUGAAAGCCCUCGCUUCCUGCUGAUCAACCUCAAACAAGAGGAGCAAGCGCGCAAAGUUCUGGUUCGUCUGCGCGGCUCGGAGGAUGUGAGCAAAGACCUGCAGGAGAUGAAGGAAGAGAGUGCAAAGAUGGCCCAGGAGAAGAAGGUGACCAUUCCCGAACUCUUCCGAUCGGCGAGCUACAGACAGCCCCUCCUGAUCGCCGUCAUGCUGCAGCUCUCCCAGCAGCUCUCAGGAAUCAAUGCUGUCUUUUACUAUUCUACAGGGAUUUUUGACUCAGCAGGGGUGAAGCAGCCCAUUUACGCCACCAUUGGAGCCGGUAUCGUCAACACCAUCUUCACCGUCGUCUCUCUCUUCCUGGUGGAGAAGGCGGGGCGGCGGACUCUCCACCUGCUGGGGUUGGGUGGCAUGGCUGUCAGCGCUCUGGUCAUGACCAUCUCCCUGCUGUUGAAGGACACCCCGGUGAUGAGCUACGUGGCCAUCAUUGCCGUCAUGUCGUUCGUGGCUAUGUUUGAGCUGGGCCCCGGUCCCAUCCCGUGGUUCAUUGUGGCUGAGCUGUUCUCCCAGGGGCCCCGCCCUGCAGCCAUGGCUGUUGCUGGAUGCUGCAACUGGACCGCAAAUUUUAUUGUUGGAAUGAGCUUCCCCAAACUUGUGGAGUGGUGUGGGCCUUGGGUCUUCCUCAUCUUCACUGCCUUCCUUAUCAUCUUUUUCAUCUUCACCUUCAUCAAAGUCCCAGAGACAAAAGGAAGAACCUUUGAGGAGAUCUCCCGGGUCUUCAGCGGCGCUCCUCCUCCUGCCGCCACACCUACCGAAGCUGCUCCUGCUGCGGCGAGUGCCGCCGUGGCGCUCCCAGGCUCACCCGAGAAGGAGAAGGAGAAAGUCCCGCUGGUGGAGGUAAAAGAAGCAGCUCCAAAAGCAGCUCCGGAAGCAGCUCCAAAAGCAGCUCCAGAAGCAGCCCCACCUGCAGCGACUGAGACCACGCCCCUCGCUGACAAACCCAGUACUGCCGAAGAGCUUGCGAAGCAAGUGUAGUUCUGAUUGUAAGGAAGGUUUGAAACGAAAGAAGAAUCAGAGACUCACUUCAACUCUGGAACCCUUAAGAUAGUGUUUAAACCCUUCUCACACUUCCCUCUUUGAUUCCACUUUGAUAUUCCAGGGAGUAUAGCUGGUUUAGACGACAGCCAGUACAAAUAUAUGCUGCAUUUGGAUGACACACAUGUCCAGUGGCAGAAAUCAACACGAAGAGCAGCUGAAAUAUUCACUGUAAAGGGCGUGUGGAGGUCACAGAAGCUUUAACAAACAGGUGUGGGCGCCACAUCUUUUCCGAAAUCUGCUCCGAGGUAAACAGGCAGGGCGAUGAGGAGGAAUGUGACCCACUUUUUAACACCCUAAUUCCAUUUCACAGAGUUGUCAAAACGUAUUUGCCUCCUCCUUCCACCUAAAGAGGAUUUCAUUCAUUUAAGGGGGAAAGCGACUUGUCUCCAACCAUGACACUACCUCCCUACACAUGUCUGAAAAAUGUAUUUCCUUGUUAGCAAACAUACAUUUGGUGAGCUAAAUCAUUAGAUAACAAAUAUGUAGAGGGGCAAAAACUUUUUCACAGCUCUGUGAGUAUGUAGACACCGCAGUGCAGUAAAACUCAAAUCUAUUACCGUAGUUUCUUGCCAAAUAAAAGUUAGCACUAGUUUAUUAAAUUAAUCAUAAAAUGCAGUACUUAUAACUCACAUUUAAAUUUAUUCCUAAUACCAUAAAAUAAUUUUUUAUGUAAUAACUUGAUUUUAAUAGUUUUUAAUGUCUAUUUUAUCAUUCUGUUACAAGAGGCACAUAUUUAUUGGGAGUUGCAGACUGCUAAAGGAAGAACCAAAGUCUCUCGACUCGUGUAAAGGUUUAAUUUUAGACGUAAUAUUAGAAAUAUAGUUUUUAUUAAAUAAAACACAUAGUUAUAAAGAGUUUCUCAGAGGUCUAUAUAAAAAGUGAACACUUGUUUGACGUGAAGAGGGAGAACAUGCAGCUUCAUUCACUCAAUAUGCUCUUUGGUAAUCAGAGUGUUGUAGAAGCGCUUCAUGCAAAAUCAGCAAUGUUCAUAGUCGUAUAUAACUAUAACGUGCAAUUAUUGUGAAAUCUUCAGCCAUAAAGGGCAGAGGCAAGUGAAGGGAAGAUGUUAAUAUUGUGGGAGAGUUGUGUGCAAAGAAAUACUUUAAAUGUGUGUUUUAUUUUGAGAGAAUUAUAGAUUUUUUUCCUUUCAUGAUGGGAAAAAUGAGAAGUCAGGGAAAUGGGCAAUUUAAUGCAUGGGCAUAAGACAUCCUGAGUUCUCUAUUUUUAAUUUCAAACCAAGCUUUUGUGAUUUUUGUUGUGACAGAGAAGAGUUGGUUUAUUAAAAAAAUAGGAUAGACCUACCAUAAACUUGAUUGGUGAUUAAAAAAAUAAUCGGAAUGAUGUUGCUUUUAACCCUUCCGCUCUCUUUGGGGUCCAGUUGACUCCAACCACAUAUUGACAUGUGAUUCCUUCCAUGACAAAGGUGGACAGGAUUUUAUGUC
Messenger RNA from Oryzias melastigma (Indian medaka), 3562 nucleotides. It is a transcript of the gene slc2a3a, whose product is annotated as solute carrier family 2 member 3a. Gene Ontology annotation, cellular component: apical plasma membrane; basolateral plasma membrane. Gene Ontology annotation, biological process: monosaccharide transmembrane transport; response to insulin. Gene Ontology annotation, molecular function: hexose transmembrane transporter activity. NCBI's taxonomy places the organism in Eukaryota, Metazoa, Chordata, Actinopteri, Beloniformes, Adrianichthyidae. The record is from RefSeq and is a predicted model, not a curated record. The coding region runs from base 405 to 2057 and encodes 550 amino acids. The transcript has 11 exons.